GUUGGCCAAACUCCUCCGAAGCCGGUUUCAAAACAAAAACAGACUCACGCUUAUCACGACGAAAAAAAUUCAGUCUCGCAGUGACAGUGAAAAGGCGCCAAUCUUAAAAUAAGUGACCUCAAGAGAAAGAAAGCCUGACCCUGCCCUACACAAAACAAAAGCGCGCCCACCUAUUUAUCUGCGAUUUAUUUAGGUCAGGGCCGUACUUACUGCGAUUAUGAUUUUUCAUUUGCCUUGAUCUUAGCAAAUGUUAGGUGUGCUGUAAGUACCAAUUAGUUCGAGGAGCACCGGUGCACAAUUAUUAGAACUCAGUUUUGGUGCGGGUUUGUUCUUCGGUGGAGUGAAGUGCUAGGAAAAAAUGAACGAAGGUGAUAUGCAAUUGGCUAGGGCCUUGGUGGCCGACGAGAGGAUCAAUUCGGAAAAUAGCACUCCAGGAACUAGUCCUACUCCUUUGAAAAAGACAGUGGUUGGAAAAGCUAUCGAAAAAUUGAAUACUUUUCGGAGAACGAGGUCUUUGAACGCUCCGUCACCCAUACAGCAAUUUGGACCAUGUGGACGUAUCAUGAAAAACUCCGCCAUGGUCAUGACGAUCCAGGAUCCGGCCAGCCAGAGAUUGACAUGGUACAAACCGCCCCUUACGGUUUUGGUCAUCAAGAAAGUGAGGGAUGCGUCCGUGCACUUGCCUUUUGUACAGCUGGUCCAGUGGCUUAUCGAAGAGAAACGAAUGCUGGUCUUUGUCGAAGCAGCCGUCCUCGACGAACCCCUCCUAGACCAAUACAACGCCUUCACCACAAUCAAAGACAAACUCAUGACGUUCCGCGACGGCAAAGACGACCUGACCGACAAAAUAGACUUCAUCAUUUGCCUGGGCGGUGACGGUACCCUUCUCUACGCCAGUCACCUCUUUCAACAAUCAGUACCACCAGUAAUGGCGUUCCACUUAGGCUCCCUGGGAUUUUUAACCCCUUUCCAAUUCGACAACUUUCAAGAACAAGUGAACAACGUCUUGGAAGGCAACGCCGCCUUAACCCUGCGAAGCCGCCUUCGCUGCAUCGUGAUGAGGAAAGGCGACGACGAGAAAAAAAGCACCAAACAACCGACAAACCUGUUGGUUCUGAACGAGGUGGUCGUUGACAGAGGCCCUUCGCCUUACCUGUCAAACAUCGAUUUGUUUUUGGACGGGAAGCACAUCACUUCGGUGCAGGGAGACGGCUUGAUUGUCAGUACGCCCACUGGAAGCACAGCCUACGCGGUAGCCGCUGGGGCGUCGAUGAUACACCCGAGCGUGCCGGCGAUCAUGGUCACGCCCAUUUGCCCGCACUCGUUGAGUUUUAGACCAAUCGUGGUGCCGGCCGGUGUGGAGUUAAAGAUAUCGGUCUCGCCCGAUAGUCGGAACACGUCGUGGGUUUCGUUCGAUGGCCGAAAUCGCCAAGAACUUUUGCAUGGUGACAGUCUGAGGGUGACAACGUCUAUUUACCCAGUUCCAAGUAUUUGCGCACAAGACCAGAUUUCGGACUGGUUCGAUUCAUUGGCUGAGUGUCUGCAUUGGAACGUUCGGAAGAGGCAAAAGCACCUCGACGAAUUGACAGAUUUGACGCACUCUAGUUCGAACGAUACUCUGGAUUCGUUGGAACACGCCGAUUUGAUCGAGAAAGAUAGCUAGGGCAUUUGUUUUUUAAGCAAUAUUGUAAUCAAAAUAAUGUUGUCGAAAAGGGAUGGAUUGGGGAACUGAGUCAGUUGUGCCUAAGUGCUAUCAACAGAUUUAGUUUCUAGAUCUCUGUUGUCUCUCUUUUCAAAUGAAAUCGUGAUAAAUUUAUUAGUUUUUAUUUUUGUAUUUUUUAAAACUCAGGUUAGGGUACUUGGUACUUAGUUUCUAGCAGUUUUUUAUUGUUACCGUUUAUAUGUUUUUGUACAUAUAGAGAAGUGCACAUCGAAUAGGACCAAUUGAGCGUGCCAAUUGUAUUUAUUUCCUAUUUAUAGCACGUUUCAGAAGAUUUUAAAAAAAUAUUGUUGGGAUAAAAUAAAAGACGAGUUGCAUUUGUAAUUUUA
This is a messenger RNA of Zophobas morio, 2049 nucleotides long. RefSeq names its product NAD kinase-like. The record is from RefSeq and is a predicted model, not a curated record. Gene Ontology annotation, biological process: NADP+ biosynthetic process; NAD+ metabolic process. NCBI's taxonomy places the organism in Eukaryota, Metazoa, Arthropoda, Insecta, Coleoptera, Tenebrionidae. Bases 359 to 1663 code for a protein of 434 amino acids. Gene Ontology annotation, molecular function: NAD+ kinase activity. The transcript is spliced from 6 exons.